AUGGGGCUCAUUACAGAAACAAGCCAGCCUCCAAAGGAGUCUCCAAAAUGGUCCGUCAACUCCUAUCUGUUGACGAACGCAAUCAUUUUUGCAUUGGCAGGGAUCUGUAAGGGCUUUGAUGAAGCGAACAUCGCAUGUCUUGUCGUACAGUCCCGGUUCCGCGUCACAUUCGGGGUCGAUAGACAGUCACCAGACGAAUAUGCCAACACGAAAGGGUGGAUCGUAUCGAUUUUCACAGCUGGGGCAAUCUUUGGCUGUCUGGCUUGCUUGCCAGUUAAUGACCGCUUGGGAAGAAAGUGGAGUUUGCGUCUGUCAACGUUGAUCUAUGCAGCAGGAGUCGCCGGGCAGGCGCUCAGCCAUGGCAAUCUGUCAGCCUUUUACGCAUCCAGGUUCAUCGCUGGAUUUGGUGGUGGAGGCAUCACUGUCGUUCCUUCGAUGUAUAUUUCGGAGAUUGCACCCAAGAGAAUUCGCGGACUUCUCGCUAUCCAGUACUCCACCUGCCAACAGCUGGGUUCUGUCUUCGGCUUUUUCAUCAACUAUGGCCUCACCAAGGCGUAUGCUGGAAAGGACCUGCAAUGGAUGGUUCCUACAUUGCUCCAGCUAGUACCGGCGGUAAUCUGGGGUUUUGGGACGUUUCUGUGUGUGGAAUCUCCUCGAUGGUUACUGUACGUCGGCCGGCGCGAACAAGCCAUUGCCACGGUAUCCCGACUCCGCGGCUUGCCCAAUGGCCAUACCGAAGUGAUUUCCGACAUCCAGAUCAUGGAAUCGCAGAUCUUGUACGAGCGGGAGGCUGUCGUGGGAGCGACGCAGUGGGACCUGGUGAAAGAAGUGCUACUUCCAGUCGAAAAUCGACGCCGCUUCCUGCUUGUCUUCAUGGCGCACCUAUUCUCUCAAUGGUCGGGCGCGAGUGCCAUUACUCAAUAUCUCCCCACAAUCUUCGGCUACUUGAAUAUGCCGAGUGAGACCGCCUCGCUAGCGACCGGUUUCUACGCGGUGGUCAAGUUUGUCAGCUGCCUAAUCUUCUCAUUGCUGGUGAUUGAUUUCAUCGGACGUCGGAGGUCUCUGAUGACGGGGAUCACGCUUCAAACCACCACCCUGGUCUACCUGGCGUGCUAUCUUGGCAUCGCUCGCACGAUGACCGCGGCCCACAUCUCCAAUACCCCGAGCGCAUCUCGAGCCUCGACGGGAGCUGUGGCAGCUAUCUUCAUCCAUGGGGUUGGGUGGAACAUCGGGUGGCAUGGUAUGCCGUAUCUAAUCGGGGCAGAAGUGUACCCGAUCCGCAUCCGAUCGCUGGCUGUUUCGAUGGGCAUGGCCUUUCACUGGGUGUUCUUCUUCGGAUGUUCUCGGGCGACUCCCGAUAUGCUGGAGGUAAUGCAAGAAUGGGGCGCAUUCGCCUUCUUUGCCUGCAUAUGUUUUGUUUCUCUGAUUUAUGUGUUCUUUGCGAUGCCGGAUACGACCGGACGAUCUUUGGAGUCACUGGAUAGUUUGUUCCAGCGGCCCUGGUACAAAGUCUACCAGGUGGCCUAUGCAAAGAAUGACAAUGUGGGAGGCGUGGUGUAAAAAAAAAAAAAAGUAGCAGUGGAAGGGAGAUGGG
This is a messenger RNA of Aspergillus uvarum CBS 121591, 1594 nucleotides long. Its product is annotated as general substrate transporter. The record is from RefSeq and is a predicted model, not a curated record. The transcript is spliced from 5 exons. Gene Ontology annotation, biological process: transmembrane transport; carbohydrate transport. Gene Ontology annotation, molecular function: carbohydrate:proton symporter activity. Lineage: Eukaryota; Fungi; Ascomycota; Eurotiomycetes; Eurotiales; Aspergillaceae. Gene Ontology annotation, cellular component: membrane. The coding region runs from base 1 to 1560 and encodes 519 amino acids.